This is a messenger RNA of Saccostrea echinata, 4014 nucleotides long. Its product is annotated as FK506-binding protein 15-like. Lineage: Eukaryota; Metazoa; Mollusca; Bivalvia; Ostreida; Ostreidae. Gene Ontology annotation, molecular function: peptidyl-prolyl cis-trans isomerase activity. The record is from RefSeq and is a predicted model, not a curated record. The transcript is spliced from 30 exons. The coding region runs from base 51 to 3710 and encodes 1219 amino acids.
UGACACCAUGUUUUGAUGAAGUUGUUCUUUCUUUAGCAUCAUUCUUGAUCAUGUUCUUUAGUGCUGAUGAUGAAGACCAAGAUUUUCUCACAUCAGGAGGAGGAGGAUCUAAACUGGCCUCUUUGUUUGGAGGAGGAAGUCAGGGUGGGAAUGAGUCCCUGACGUACACCGCUCCAAAGCAGCCAAAGAAAGCAGAGUCAACAGCACAAUCUGGUGCAGCUCCGCAGCUUCUGUUUGCCACUGCAGUACAAGCUUAUAAAUAUGUUGAUGGAAAGUAUGCCAGUCAAGGAAAAUUGGGUGCAGCAAUAUUAGGAUCACAUUCUAGCCUUUCUUAUAGGGUGUUACUGUAUGUGACAAAAAGUCAGCAAGUGGCAAAUGCAACAAUAUUGUCAACAUUUUCUUACACAGUACAGGCAAACAACUAUGGGAGCUUUUAUGAUGACCAGAGGCAGACAUGGUCUAUAAUGUUUGAUUCUGAUGCAAAUGCAGUCCAGUUUGCCAAGCAUGUUGCCCUGUCAAAAGCCAACAGUGCAGGAUUAGAUUUGUCCAGUCUUGUGUCCCAGGACUUACAGCUGGGUGAUGGUACAGCUGUAGAUAGUGGUGAUAUGGUAGAGGUCAAAUACACAGGGUGGCUUUUGACCAACCACACAUUUGGACAGGAAUUUGAUAGUAAUGCUAAGGCAGACAAACUCUUCAGAUUCAAAAUAGGACAGGGCAAAGUUAUUAAGGCCUGGGAUCAAGGUGUUGUAGGAAUGAAAAAAGGCUCCAAAAGAUUAUUGGUUGUUCCUCCUAGCUUGGGAUAUGGAAGUCAAGGAGCAGGGAGUAGAAUUCCGCCAAAUUCAACUCUUAUAUUUGAAAUCGAGGUUGUACGAGUUAAAUAUGCCAAAUCAUCAGAGUCCCCUAGCCCUGCAGUGGACUCAUCCCAGCCUGUCACUGCCCCCUCCCCAGCAGAUGAACUAGAAGAGAAUCAGACAAUCAAAGGAAGGACCAAGUCUUUAACAGAACACCAGGCACAGGGAAGUUCAAACAAAGCCAAACUGAUCUCAAGAAUGGCCAAGAUGGGACAGCCCAUGUUACCAUUAGUAGGGGCCAUUCCUGUCCAGCCAGAUGAUGAGGAAGAACAGGUCAUGGAAUCCCCACAGCCAGUUGUGGAUACCCCAGUUCAACCAACACAAUCUUCAACAGGCCCGUCAGUAACCAAACCAGUGCCUCAUCAUCCACGACAACCAGCAACACAACCAACGGUUCAACCUGUUCAAGUGAUGCCACAACAACCAGCUUUUCUCCAGAACAUUCCUGCAGCCCAACAGUUAUCUGUGUACCAGCCACAAAUGUUACAGCAAGGAAUGGUGCCUCCAGGACUCCAGAAUGGAUUUCAGGCUACCAGCACGUAUCAAGGCCAGCCACAACAGAUGAUGGGAGGAAUGCAACAACCUAUGUACACAGGUGUGAGUAUGGCAUCAGGAAUGCCCACAAUGAACCAGGCAGGAGAACCCAGUUUACCAAUACUCUUAACAGAAACCAGGCAGCAGAACACAGAACUAAGGUUGUCAGUGGGGAAAAUGCAGGAUAAAAUAGAUCAGCUUCUGGAAAAGGUUGAUAUUUUACACAAAAAAGGACCCAUGGCUUUAGAAUCUUCAAUGCCUAGCAUGGAGUCUUCAGUUUUAAUGCAUAAUAUACAAAGAAUUGUGCAGGAAAAUGAGAGACUGAAAAAAGAAGGUUAUGAUAAAAGUGCCAAAAUAGAAAGACAGAAUGAGAAAAUAUCAGAGCUUUUACAGAGUAAUCAAAUGUAUGUUGAAAAGAGCCAGAGUCUUUUGGAGCAGAGAAAUGAAGGUUUCAUCUCCUCUGCCUCCCAGUCACAGGCAAAGGUCCUUGCUCUUGAACAGGAAAAGGUUAAUUUAGCAACAAAAUUGAGCACAGUAACAGCCCAACUGGGAGAUGCACAACUCCAGUUAGCCACAUUAAGGGAGAAAGAGUUGGCUGCACAGCAAAGGUUCGAAAACUCUGACCAAGACUCAAGGAAAAGUCAGAAAGAGAUACAGGCCAUGAAAGCACAGCAUGAAGAGGAUGAAACAAAAAUUGCAGAAUUAAGUCAAGAUUUGAAGCAUGAGAAACAAAAAAGAAAAGACCUUGACAAUAACUUUUCCCAGUUACAAGAGGAAUUGGCAGAUAUUAAAUCUACUAAUGAAACACUUCAAAAGAAUUUAAGUGACAGAAAACGAAAGGCAGCAGAAGAAAAAAGGAGAAUGGAGGAUGAGUUUGAGGAAACCAAGAUAAAUUUCGAGCAAGAGAUCAAAUCCCUGAGGGAAAAACUACGUAAACAGAAAUCUUCAACAGAUGUCGCCACUGCUGAGCAGGUUGCAGAAGUUGAGGAAGAGCUGAACAGGGAAUGGAAAGAGAAAUGCGACAGACUUCUCACUGCUGCCAAUGAAAAACAGAACAGAGCUCUCCAGGCAAUGAAGGAAGAAAAGGACGAACUGGAAGAAAAAGUAGCAGUAUUAGAAAACAAGAUUCAUACAAUGAAGAAUGAGCAUUUGAGUGGUGAUUCCAAACAGAAGGAACUCGAAGAACAAAUAGAGGAGAUGUCUGUAUGGAAAGGAAAGUAUGACAACCUGAGGUCACAGGCAACCUCUAUGAAGGAAAAGUAUGAGGAAAGGAUUGAAGAUUUAGAGAAUGAGAAAGAGGAGUUGGAGACAGACAAGGAGAGAGCUGAGGAGAGGAUCCAGGUUCUUCAGAGAGAGCUGGCUAAUCGACCAGUUACUACCCCAGGAAGCAGUGCUACAGAAGGUGCAGAUGUUGCUACUGAGGUGAAGAAGAUAAUGAAUUCAGUGUACCAAAACCUGAGGUCUAAAUUUGAAGCUGACAAUUCUUAUCGAGGGGAUGAAGUCUUAGCAUCUAUUUUAGGAGUCAUUAAGGAAACUACAUUAAAGUUGGUUCAGCAAAGUUCCUCUGCAAAACAGAGUGAUGAAGAGGAAGAUGAGGAUGAUGAGGAUGAAGAGGAAGAGGAGGAAGGUGAAGAAGAAGGUGAUAGUGAUGAUAAAGAUCAAGACAGUGAAGAAGAAGAACAAGAGAAAGAGGAAGUUCAUGAGCCCAAAACAAAUCAAGAAGAAAAACCAGUGAAGGAAGCCCCAGUGAUUGUAAGCAGUGAAAAUGAACCUGUUAAAAAAGAAGAUACAAAAACAGAGCCAGCUAAUGAAGAACCUCCUCCUACAGAGAAGCAGGAGGAAUCUCCCUCAGAAGAAGAGACAUCCACAAAGUCUAGUACACCACCACUCCAGGAGAAUAUCCUUGAGAACACUCCCAAAGUCAAUGAUCCAGACAAUGAAGAAGUGAAAAAUCAGAUCCCAACAGGGAGUGAACCUGACAAGGAGGAGGUGAAGGAUCAGAUCCCAAAGGAGGAUACAGCCCCAAACAAAUUUGAUGACUUUGAAGUUCCUGUUAUUGUGUCACGAGAGCCUCCACCGAUAACGGAUGAUGAGGAGUCAGCUGAAAGUGAGAAGAUGGAAGAGAAUAAUGAUCCCCUUUUCGGGGAGGAUGAUCAUGUAGCAGAUACCUUUGGUGACACAUUCCAAACCACAGAACAAAAGGAGAAAAAUGACAAUAAGAAAAAACCUGAAGCCAAAGAUUUACUGGAAGAUGACUCCAAGCAACGUCCACCUCCACUAUUUCCAGACGAUGAUGAUGAUGAAGACUUGGAUUGGCUAAGCUAGCAGAUGUUUAAUGGGAUAGAACUAAAAUAAUACAAACAGUACUGUGAUAUUUCAUAAUGACUCGUGCAGUGUCUGUUGAUCAGGUACACUGAGUGGAACGUGAAUAUUAUUUUAUAUGCAUAUUACAAGGCUGGAUGUCAGAGACAAGAUUAUGGUGCAAUUUGAAUCAGUUAACAGAAAAUGUUUAUGCUUCUUGAACUCUUAGGAACGAUGAAAAUUGUGUUGCUGAUUUCAUAAAGUGAGUUCCUUGCCAUACAUAUUUAAGGCUUGGGACAUCUAUCAAUAAAUGAAAAAAGAAAUUGUG